Closterium sp. Yama58-4 is the source of this 3468-nucleotide messenger RNA. The record is from the annotation of a GenBank genome assembly. NCBI's taxonomy places the organism in Eukaryota, Viridiplantae, Streptophyta, Zygnematophyceae, Desmidiales, Closteriaceae.
AUGACGGGCAACAGUUGCCUGGUGUGCGAGACGGUGUUUAAAGACGACAGCAGUCUUGUUGGAGACGAGGAUACACCAGCUGAGGGCGAACAUGCAGGGUCUUCAGAAGACAGCGUGAGGGCGGAGAUUUUCGAUACACUGACGGAGUUGUACAUUUUCUUUAGGGACGCCGAUCUCUCGCACAGGGAGGUUAACCGUCUGCUACACAUAUUCCGCAAUCCGCGCUUCAACCUACGGGCCCUCAGACGAUGGCGCAACUGGGUGGACGUGCGUCGCUGGGGCAUGGCGCGCGCUCCCGCCGACAUGGUCCCUUGGAAAACAGAGGAGAUAGUGGUGCGGGGCCCCAAAGGAAUGCAAAUGAAGCUGCUACUGCACUUCCGCGACACAGAGCUGAUUUUGAAGAAGCUGGUGCGGACGUUCUCAUCGAAGAAGGGGUUCGUUUGGAAACCAAGGAAGAUUCAUCGGAAGAAGAACAACGAGAGGGUGUUUGAAGGACCGGAGACGGGUGAUUGGAUGCACGCAGCCCAGAAGGAGAUUAAUGACGAGGAUGCACUCAUUCUAGGCGUGCUGAUAUACAGUGACAGCACACAGGCAUCACGGAAUGGCAGGAGGAACGCGUGGCCGGUGCUGAUCUCGCUUAUCAACAUUCCGGCGGAAUUGCGAGGAGUGGAGCCUGGGCACACAUUGGCGGCGGUGCUUCCGUUCCCACCUGAGUGGGCAUCGUCUACAGAGAAGACGCGCGUGUUCCAGGAGGCGAUAAAGAUCAUCCUCGCGCCUAUAAUGCGAGAGUCUGCAAGCGCGCCAGUUCGCUUCUUCUACUGCACAGACGCGGACGGGAAGGUGCACAAGGCGGUCCCUUGCCUGUACGGAUACCCUGCCGACUUCCCUGAAUCCAGCAGAGCAUCUGCGACGCUUCAGCAAGGGUCGCAUCGACCAUGCGCUAACUGCUAUGCAGACAAGGGGGAGUUGACCAUGAUGGUGGGGAAGGUAGAUCCACGUACCCCCGAGAAGCAGAGGGACAUUGUCCGACAGAUCCUGGCGUGUAAGAAGCAAAGCGACGCUGACGAUGUGCGGAGGUUGUGGUCAACCCAUCCGAUCGAGGUGUGUUUCGACUUUGAUAGGAUACUGUACGUGCUUCACAGGUGGAAUUUUGCAGACACAGAGUGGGGCAACGUGUAUCUGGCAUGCCUUGCAGACACGCUGCAUGUUCUGGACUCUGGUGUGCUGAUCCACAUGAUGGACACCUUCAUAGAGCCGCUCGGGAAGGUUGAGAUGCGGCUGCUUGAACGACGCAAGAAGGAGUUCAAGGCCAUCACGCCUAGCGUUCUCCUCCGAAUCCCAGUGGGCUCAGCGUUCUUCAGUUCAGGCGCAAAUUACGCCGCGUUCGAGCACAGGAGCAUGAUGCAGAUAAUGCCGAUACUGGUGGCUGACGAGAGUGCAUUGAAGGGUGGAGAGGAGGGAGAGCUGCGUGCUUUGCAGGUCAAAGCGUUCCGGCUGUUUGCUGUGUUUUACAAGGCGUUUCUGGGGGUUGACAGGCACACACAUACAACAAUUGCGAUUGCACGUCAGCAUGCGAUAGCGUUGGUGGAGUUGCUACCGCGGGCAUUUCCAAAGCAGGCAUCCCACUGGAGGCUCCCAAAGAUACACAUGAUAAGGCACUUACUGGACAACGUUGUCCACCGUGGGAUGCCGCACCAUUAUUCCACGGAAAUGUGGGAGCGCACGCACAAGGGCACGGUUAAGGGUCCAGUAAGAGGGAGCAACUGGAGCGACAUUCCACGCCGCAUUGUGGAGGAGGAGGUGCAGCGAGAGGUGUACCGUGAAGUGGCUGCAGACGCGGGGGGUGGGCGACAGUACGCGACCGCAUUGAGCGAGGCGAGUACGGGUGUCCUUGGGGGGGAGUCGGAUCCAGUGUACAACGAGUACACCGCCGCGCUUGGAGACGAGAUGAAGGGGAUGGCAGAUGAGUUCAAGGCGUUGGGGCUGUCUACCAACAACGUGCAGGUCCACACGGCGGUGUCCAUUCCGCGCACAAGGGGCGGAGAGCUAGUGGCAAAAGGGACAUUUGUGAAGGCGUCUCCCCGAGAGAGGUGGUAUUCGGACGUGGCACUGCUGAACAACAAGAAGGGGGACUGGUUUGCAAGAUGUCUGUGCAUCUUCAGGGCGGUUGACCGCGAGGGGGACUGGAAGGGGUACGCAUACGUGCGGUACUAUGAGGGGGCGGGAAGAUGCAAGCUUACGGGGUGCAAGCAGCUGCACAAGAAAGUGGAUAAGAGUGCUACAAUGGGUGACCUGAAGGGACUGCUGGCUACCGCGCACCCGGACGACGUGUUCUGCUUCCACGACAUUAAUUUUCUCCCGAGCCGGCUUCCGAAGACGUACAUUCCGGAUAAGCGUGUUGGGGCGGAGCGGAUUGUCAGCGUCGGCAUUCUUUACAACGCGACGGGGAGUUGUUCCGCGGUGCCUCUGGUUGUUCUAUCGCCGUACGAUAGGCCCGAGCGCAGGCGGGGGAGCGCGGCAUGUCGCAAGGUGGCUGUCCGGUAUACGCAUCGCGGGCAGUUGACGCCGGAGGUGUUCAUGGAGUUCGUGGAGACUGUCAAUGGUGUGCACUUCAGCCGUGAUCGCAACACCCUCAUCCUAACCAUUCACGAGGCGCAUCGCAUCACAGGCGAGGUCGCGCGACCCGUCACGGAGCACGGCUUCAGUGUGCAGCACCUGACCAACACCCGAAUCGUCAACAUUCGUGGGUCGGUUCCUGAAGGGGGCCUUCCGCACCUCCAGGGAGUGGAGGAUGCGCUGAAGGGCCAUUACCGCGUUAUGCUCAUGAAGCGUGCGAUAGCGGCGAAGCGGUUCCAAUUCGACUAUUCGGCCUCGAUCGCGGACGUGGAUUAUGGCCUCAUGCUCGAGUGGCUGGGAGAAGCGUGGACUGGCGUGCGCGCCGUCACCAUGCAGAGGAGCUGGUGGCGCGCCGGAUGCGUGCCACCGAGCUGGCCGCCACUGAUGGCGUACCUUGGUGACACGAGCGCAACGGGCAUGUUUGAGCCCCUCAUUGCGAUAUGCGUCGAGCUGCAGUUGCUAAUCGAGAAGUUCAAGAUGAGGCCUGCGUGCUAUAUGACGGCGGCCGAGUUUGUCAACUGCGACGCGGGACUCUGCGUGGAGCAGGGGUUUAGGGCCACACCUGCGGCCAGCGCGUCGGAUGACUCGUCGGGCGAGAUGAGUCUGCCAGACGGCCCACUGCUGCGUGACGAGCGCAGCAGGCGGCGCGUGAUUCGCAACGUAACAAAUGCGUACGUGGAGCGUGCCGACGCGCUCGGCAUUCCCCCGGCCCUCGUGCCAGCAGAGGUCGGAGCAUCUAACCAGGAGGUGAUUUCCCGCCUCGGCAGGACGCCAGUCAAGCGUGCGCGCGCGGGGAUGCGCCCGGAGGACGUGCUAGACCCAGCGGUGCGCGAGACUGAGGACGACGAGUGA